This is a messenger RNA of Ambispora leptoticha, 372 nucleotides long. The record is from the annotation of a GenBank genome assembly. Lineage: Eukaryota; Fungi; Glomeromycota; Glomeromycetes; Archaeosporales; Ambisporaceae.
AUGGUAGAAAAUAAUAUAUUCGAAUUUGAGGUCGCAACUCCAUCAGGUGAUCGUUUGCAGAAGCUUAUCACCGAAUAUGUGAACAAAAAAGAAUGUCGCACGCCACCAAAUAGUUUUUUUAUAUAUCGACAGCUAUUGGUGAAAGAGUUACACUCAUCCGGUCUUAAUUUGCAAGCUGUGGAGAUCUCUCGGCUAGCUUCGAAAAACUGGAAAACAAAGCCUGCAGAUGCCAAAGUCGUGUUUCGAGAUGCAGCUCAAGUUAUUGCAAAAUCUAUGGCUAGAAAAGAAACAAGCCCUGCGAAAAAGAAGCGAAUCCUUUGGCCAGCUAUAUCCUCGGAUAUCGGGUUUUUAGGGGAGUUAACGAAUAUAAAG